AUGCCAAUGAGAAGACGAGUACACACAACAUAUUCUUGGGCCGCGCUAGAGGAACUCGAAAGACCUAUGGGCAACAAAAUCGAAACCCCAAUCCCCCUUCAAGAACUUAUGAAUGCUCUAGCAAACAUGCGUCUCAACCCAAAAUACAGUGACUUCACCAUUUUGUGUGGUGAUGAGUCCUUCCCUGCCCAUAAAUGUAUAGUCUGCCCGCAAUCAGAAUUCUUCUCUGGUGCCAUGGAUGCAGAUUUCAUUGAAGCUACCACCAAUACCGUCGAGAUCCAAGAAGAUCCGACUUUGAUGAAGCAGGCGAUUGAGUACUUAUAUACUUUGGACUACCAAGUCAUAUCUCACAAUACAACAAAACGAAGUCACGGACAUGGCAAUGGUUCGAGCCUUACAAGCUCGAGUCGCCAAAUUCCUAAUGGUGAAGUGGUUACAUCUACACUGCAGGGAGCUCGGGAGACCUCAAAUCAAUCUCCUGAUACAACCGAUGCUGGAGAUACUACUCGUAUGCUCGACCCUCUCUCAUCCCACAUACAGAUAUACUCUCUCGCGGACCGUCUCCUCAUUACAGGAUUGAAUGCCCUCGCCCAAAAAAAGGUUGAACAUGAAAUGGUUCAAAGACUAGACGCGACUUCGUUCCCGCAGGCAGUCUUGGAAAUCUACAAUUCAACGCCUAAAAGUGACAGAGAUGAGACAGCUGAUGCUAUCUUGCAAGACACUCUCCUUGAUUCCGUUCCACAAUUCGCACGUGACUUGCUGAUCGCGAUGAUGAAGAAGUCCGCGACCGCAUGAGGUAAAAGUGAGAGCUGUGGAAGGAACAGGACUGAGCAGAAUAAAUGGUAAGGACAGAACUGCCAAUGUAGGUGGAAACGCAACCAGAGAUACUCAAUUUAUCGGACGACAUUUCUGCAUACCGAAGUAUAUCACUGCCUUGAUCCUUCUUUAGUUGAGAACUGAGAUAUAUCUACU
Molecule: messenger RNA, 972 nt
Organism: Aspergillus welwitschiae
Lineage: Eukaryota; Fungi; Ascomycota; Eurotiomycetes; Eurotiales; Aspergillaceae
Product: BTB/POZ domain-containing protein
Exons: 4
Coding region: 1-795 (264 amino acids)
Molecular function (GO): protein binding
Source: RefSeq, a predicted model, not a curated record